UCUCUCUCCAACGGCCGAGGCCCCCGAGCUUUAUAUAAAUGCGGGCCGGCCGGCAGGCGUCUUAACUCCUGUCAUCACCAUCACCUCAUUCCCUCCCCUUCUUCUCUUCUCGGCCAAGCCACCGCGCCGUGCGCCGAUCGAUCAAAGAUAAAAGCGGCAUCGAUGCUGCUGCCGGCGGCCAAGUACCUGCUGGGGUCGCCCGGCGCGAGCGGGUUCGGGUCCAAGUCCACCGCCGACGACGUCCUCACCGGCGGCCCCGACCUCUCUUCCCUCACCGCCAUCAUCACCGGCGCCACGUCGGGGAUCGGGGCGGAGACGGCGCGGGUGCUGGCCAAGCGCGGGGCGCGCGUCGUGAUCCCCGCGCGGAACGUCAAGGCCGCCGAGGAGGUGCGGGCCCGCAUCCUCGGCGAGUCCCCCGCCGCCGACGUCCUCGUGCUCCCGCUCGACCUCAGCUCCCUCGCCUCCGUCCGCUCCUUCGCCUCCCGCUUCCUCUCCCUCGGCCUCCCCCUCAACCUCCUCAUAAACAAUGCGGGCAAGUUCUCGCACGGGCAGCUGGCGCUGUCGGAGGACGGCGUGGAGAUGACGUUCGCGACCAACUACCUCGGCCACUUCCUGCUGACCAAGCUCCUGCUGGGGAAGAUGGCGGUGACGGCCGCGGAGACCGGGGUGCAGGGCCGCAUCGUCAACGUGUCGUCCAGCGUGCACGCCUGGUUCGCCGGCGACUGGGCCGAAUACCUCCGCCAAGUCACCCGCCGCAACAUAGCCUACGACGCGACGCAGGCGUACGCGGUGUCCAAGCUCGCCAAUGUGCUGCACACCAACGAGCUCGCCAAGCGCCUCCAGGAGAUGGGCGCGAACGUGACGGUCAACUGCGUCCACCCGGGCAUCGUCCGGACCCGCCUCAACCGCGACCGCGAGGGCCUCGUCACAGAUCUGGUGUUCGUGCUGCUGUCCAAGCUGCUCAAGACCAUCCCCCAGGCUGCGGCGACCACGUGCUACGCGGCGGCGCACCCGAGGCUGGCCGGCGUCUCCGGCCGCUACUUCGCCGACUGCAACGAGGCGGCGCCGUCGCCGGCGGCCACCAGCGCCCCCGAGGCCGCGCGCCUCUGGCGGGCAUCCGAGGCCAUGAUCUGCUGCGCCACCCAACACGGCAGCAAUGCUUCUACGACUACUACGAGUGCUCCAAUACUAGUAGUACCGGACAGGAACAUCUGACUCCUGAUCUCUGUAUCCACGAUGUAAAUUAUUAUAAUUCCCUUCUCUUGUUUCUUCUGUUAAUUGCAUGCAAGAUGUAACAUAUGCAUGCAGAGAUAUAAAUAGUUGCAGUAGGUGAUUAGUUAGUUAAUUAGUGAUCGUGUCACAGAGUGAAGAGCAUCUGUAAGAGAGCUGAGACUGUGAGACGCAUGUGUAUUAUAUCAAUAUUUAUUGUGCUACAUAUAUAUGGGACUGGGCUCAGUCGGCUGAGAAACCACAUUUCUCAGUCGACCGGCCUGGGUACGUGCAUGCGAGUCGGUGCGUGUGCCUGCGUGCGUGUGUUUGAGAUCACAAUGAAAAACAUUCAUCAUUACAGUAACAUUAAUUAAUUCA
Messenger RNA from Brachypodium distachyon (stiff brome), 1587 nucleotides. Its product is annotated as short-chain dehydrogenase TIC 32, chloroplastic. The transcript is spliced from 6 exons. The record is from RefSeq and is a predicted model, not a curated record. NCBI's taxonomy places the organism in Eukaryota, Viridiplantae, Streptophyta, Magnoliopsida, Poales, Poaceae. The coding region runs from base 163 to 1215 and encodes 350 amino acids.